GAUGAUAACCCGGAUGUAACGAUAAACACUGGAACAGACAACAAAACAUGCUGUACCGGCGCCGGUGAGAUCGCUGUGUUUUUAAGUUAAUCGUAUAAAUUGUUGAAAGGCAGCCAUAUGCACUUUUGAUUCGUACUUAUGGAGCAUCAAAGCGAAGGAGUUACAUGGUCUAUGACCACAGAGGAGCUGUUCCUGCGACAUUUUCCUUUACAUCAAGCAUGCCGCAAUGGCGACUUGGAAAAACUAUCGGCUUUGUUAGCAAGCGGAAAUGCCGAGUUCUACGAAGAAGACAGUUUUUAUGGUUGGUCUCCGUUACACUGGGCAGCAAAUUUUGGAAAGCUUGCUUGUCUGAGGAAACUCUCUAGUCUAUCACAAUAUGGGUCUGACAAUCCAUCCUCAAAGUUCCAGCAAUCUCCUCUGCAUAUGGCGUCUUGUACCGGUCACCCACACUGCACUCAGUGGCUGAUCCAGUCAGGUGCUAAUCUAAAUCGCCAGGAUUACCUAGGAGACACUCCAAUACACAAAGCUGCAAAGAAGGGAAAUAUGGAGUGCGUCAGUUUGCUGGUAUCCCAGGGAGCAAGUUUAAGUUUGCUCAAUCAUAGUCACUGUACGCCUAGUCAAUCUGCAGCAGAGAAUGGUCAUCUGGAAUGUGCACAGUACAUUGAGAAUGCAGGCAAACUACAGGGGCAGCUGGAUAGGAACCAGUGUGUUACUAUGCAACCAUCACACUUACUGCAAUCUCAGAUGGAACAUGACAUGUCAGGCAUGCCAUGCCUAAAUGGUCAUUCAUCAGAUGGAGCCAGUCCUGUUGAUGAUGGUAUGGACAUGUCUGGGGACAGUCCAAUGAUUGGAGUGAAGAGAGGGCGGGAUGAAUACUGUGAUGAAGAGUCUUUCAAGCGAAUGAGGAAAGGGGUACAAGCUCAAAAUGAGCUAGAUACAGACAUAAAUAAUGUGAUCGUCUCCUAUCAAGCCAUAUUGGCGCUGUCUACUGAACCUCUCAAAUGCGAGGACAGUGCUCAUCUGGUGUCCAAGUCCGAUUUCCAAGUACAAUUGCCUCGCAGAAUUCUGGAAUUUAUGACACCCCAUUAGUUAACAACAACAGUUACUUCCCUCAUCUGAUUGGAACUAGUGUGGAGGAGCAUGCAGACACUGUCUGUGCCCAGCAGGGCUAUGACUCGCUCCUCAUCCAUUCCAUCAUCAGUGAUUGUCAUGGAUCCUAAGAAAAUGACAUCAGAAGUCAAAAUCAUUCUGUAAAGCAAUUAUAUCUCUGUUUAAAACUAUUCAUCAAUAUUUUCACUUCCAGCUAAAAUCAGUAUGGCAGGUAGAUAUAUUGAUGUGCACUUCGUUUAUUUCUUCCCACUAUUGAUAUGCAAUUCCUUUUAUAAAUGAAUCUCGGCAAUUAUUUUACAACUGAUAUUGUAAGGCAUUGUUUUUUUAUAUGGGAGGUCUGUAGUUCUACAUGUAAAUGCAAGUUGUCAAUACUGCGGUGUUUGCAUCUCUUGCUUGGCAGACACAGAGGUACCUGUUUUGAUGGAGCCAAUUUCACAUUCAAAAACAGAAACUUCUUCCAUUUUUUCUCAUUUUUGUUUGAGUUUUAGUUCCAAUACCUGUUUAAGAUCUUGAAUAAUGCACAUUCCAGGUAUACAAACAAAAUCAAGAGUAUUUAGUCAAUUGAAUUAGACUUUACAACCUGAACUCCAAUAAAUUAAUGUUGGCUUUGUAACAUAACAUUCUUUUGGGUAUAAAUAUUUUAAAAGUGAUUUUUACAUACAUUUGCAUGUACAGUGUACUUACCGUAUAUACGUACAUGUACAUAUCAAACUCUUAACAUGAUAAAAUUCUGCUUGUUUCAAAAGUUUUCUUCUAAUUCUAUUUUUAAAUGCAUAUGCAUUCUCAUCUCUUGCAUACAUAGUAAGGUAGAUCUUUUACCGUCUUAGAUUUAAACUACUGUAAAAGUGGGAGUAAUUUACACUGAUUACGUGGUCACAUAAUAAGCACGUAAAUUUCCCCCAUUUACAUAGUUAUAAAUAUUUCAUAUACUAUACAUUAUUCAGUUACUGCGUCUUUUCCCCCCGCGUAAUGCUCUACGUGGGAAAACACGUUCAUAACCCCCAGCGCAAAUAACCACUUUUUACAGUAAUUUGCAUCAUAUAUCAGUUUUUCUUAUUUCUAAGAAUUUAUAGGCAGCUUUACAGAUAUUGAAGAAAAACUUGUAUUUGUUUUACACAUAUUCCCAUCAAAUUGAUUCUUGUAAUGAUGACUUUAUGAGCUUAACUUGUGCUGCAUCAGAUGUCAUGUAACCACUAUCUUUUUGACCAAUGUGAGAUGUCUAGUUAUUGGCGUGUGUCUAUCUGGCUUCCAAAAUGUCCAGUUGUCAGUGCUGCUCGCCGAGGAUACUAUGUUUAUAAAUGAUCGGUAUCCUGAAGGUAGUGCAUUAACAUUAGAUGUUAAAGGGUACUGUUGUAUGUAGCAAUAUUAAAAGGUACAAGUGCUUCAUAAACACAUUUUGUUUCUUCAAUGAAUUACAUGUAGUGCUGGAAUCAAAGAUUGGUAGUUUUGUAUUUUAAUUUUCAUCAUUUUUUUUUUUUUUUUUUUUUUGCAAAAUGAUACCAUAGGAUAUAUAUUUUUUUAUUUUAUUACAAAAAAAAAAAAAUAAUUUUAACAUUUAAUGUACUUAUGUUUUGUGUGUGUUCAUAAUCAAACUAUAUCAGGUUGUCAACAUUAAAAUAUUAAAUGUAACAAUUGAUGCAUUAAAGUGAUGCUUUCUUUAGAUUGUCAUAGGAUGUUUGUCCUAUGGACAUAUCACUAUUAAUGAUAACACAUAUUUCUUUACAUGCAGAAAAGAUCAUUUGAAAGAAAGCAUGCUCAUGUUAGAUGGAAUAUUAAAUUUUCCAUCAGUGCUUUGUCUGUGGAAAAGAUUGUUGUAAAAGUAUGUUAACAUAAGGCCUAAAUUAAAAGUUUUGUUAUUUCCCCUUUAUUCACUGGUCCUGAAAAAAAAAAUAUUUUGCAUUAUAUUGCAAAUCAAAAUUUUAAAAAAUCCAUCAAGUACAAAAUAUAUAUUUUAAAAAAUUUGUUCUGGAUGACUCUUGAUUCUCAAUCAUUAUCUUAAUUCUAAUGUGCCAAUACUUGUUGAAGUAAUUUUGUUACAUUGUAUUUGAUAACAUGAACAUUUUUUACUACCCACCUAUAUCACUUGUUCAAAAUGAUGGGUUGUGAAGGGAAAACAGACAAUACUUUAAUCUGAGCCUUAAACAUGUGUUUUAUCAUCCACAUUAUUUAGUUAAGGAACUGAAAAUAAUUUUGUUAAUAAAUGCUAUUUGUUUUUGUUCAUGAAGUAAUGAGUUUGUCAUCAGUUCUCAAAAAUCAGGAGUUACUGAAAUUAAUCUGUGUUUGAUAUUUUUCAUUGUGUGUGUAUAUAUAUAUAUGUAUGACAUACUAUUUUAAUUUUAUCUGUGAGUCUUUGUUAUUUGGAGUCGUGCUUGAUUUACAUUCAGGGCUUCAUUUGAAAUAAUUUAUUUCUUACCUGACUAAUGAUCUGAAGAGCUGAAAAUUGCCAUUUUACAUUUUAUUGCAAUACUGGUUUUUUGCAAUUUCAUCUUUCGCUGUCUCAAAGUUGGGAAUGAAUGCUAGAGGGUAUAUUUUUUUUUUCCUCUCCCAAAGUUUUUUUUUUGUUGGUUGGUGCUGUGAAGUAAUUGUGUAUCUAUGAAGAUAUGAUAAUUGGAUAAGAUAGUGUGUGUUCAAUAAAGUGUUUAUUUACAUGUACAACAGACCACCGUUAUGAAUAAGUUUUGCAAAGAUGCUCCUUACAUUGUCCAGAAUGUAGUUGAACAAAGUUUAUUAGUGUUUGAAGAUUUUGUAUUUUUUAUUGUAGAACAAGGUAAAAGUGCAAUGAAACUUUUCUUUGGAAUAAA
Messenger RNA from Ostrea edulis (European flat oyster), 3911 nucleotides. RefSeq names its product ankyrin repeat domain-containing protein 10-like. The coding region runs from base 139 to 1089 and encodes 316 amino acids. Gene Ontology annotation, molecular function: protein binding. The transcript is spliced from 6 exons. The record is from RefSeq and is a predicted model, not a curated record. Lineage: Eukaryota; Metazoa; Mollusca; Bivalvia; Ostreida; Ostreidae.